Messenger RNA from Silurus meridionalis, 999 nucleotides. It is a transcript of the gene spc25, whose product is annotated as SPC25 component of NDC80 kinetochore complex. The transcript has 7 exons. Gene Ontology annotation, biological process: chromosome segregation. The coding region runs from base 94 to 804 and encodes 236 amino acids. Gene Ontology annotation, cellular component: Ndc80 complex. The record is from RefSeq and is a predicted model, not a curated record. NCBI's taxonomy places the organism in Eukaryota, Metazoa, Chordata, Actinopteri, Siluriformes, Siluridae.
UACGGAACAUGACGUCACUUCCUGGUUGAAUUCCGGGCGCGUCUUUUUGAACUCGGAAGCGGUCAUAUCGACUCGCCUUUAUACAGGGUGGAAAUGGCUUCGAUCAAAGAUCUUGAAGUCGGGGAAAAGUUCAGCAGCAAGCUGGAGGAGAUCAGGAUUAAACUGCUCUCCCAGGCGAUGGGUGAAGUGCUGAACGAGGCUACAGUGGAGUUCUGCCAAGCGCAUAAACAGUACAUGAAGUCUGUCCUGGAUACCUGUGCAAAAAAAUGCCGGGAAGAUGAGACCAUGUUUGAGACCAUACACGCUUAUACAGAAGAGCUAAAACGUCAGAAGUCCAUCAUGAUGGAGCGAAACGGAGAGCGGCCAGAAAUCGUCGGGUCGAUCGAGGACAAAGAAAGCCAUAAAGAACUCCUAAUAGAGAAGAUUGAGAAGCUGAAGCAAGAGCAGGCCAAGAACAGAGAAUUGAUUCACUCCCAAAACAAGGCCAACAAGGACCGGCUAAAGAACCUGAACAAAAUUAAAGAGAUCUUCCAGGAACAUCUAAGCCUCGAGAUCAGAAAAAUUCAGGGUGAGAAGUUGCAGUUCAUCUUCAGAAACAUCAACCACAAGAGUCCCCAAAGUGCCUACACUUUUCUAUUAAGGAUAAACGAGGAUGGAGUUUACCAAAUUGUCUCAUGUGAUCCUCCCCUGGUGCAGAUGGACCAUCUGGAGCGUCGACUGCAGGAGACCAACAACCUCUCUGCCUUUCUGGCUAAUGUCAGGAAAGAGUUUGUGGCACUAUACACUAGUACAAAGACUGCCUGACUACAUACGGAUAUUAUUUGAUAAACCCAGUCCCUGACAUUUUUAACUCUUAAGAUGUUUAAAUGCAGUUCAACUUUUAUGGAAGACUCCACGGUAGCCAGUACGUGCUUCUUUUAUUUGUAUUGUACUUCAAUAUUCUUAUUGUUCUACUUGUAUAUAAGUUGUUUUACCUAAUAAAAUGUAAAAAAAAAAAAA